This is a messenger RNA of Symbiodinium sp. CCMP2456, 327 nucleotides long. NCBI's taxonomy places the organism in Eukaryota, Dinophyceae, Suessiales, Symbiodiniaceae. The record is from the annotation of a GenBank genome assembly.
AUGUCGUUGGCAGACCGUGUGCAGCUGGCGAAGCUGCUCCGUCCCCUUUUCAAAGCGGACGCCUCCGAGGGCAAGGUCUGUGCCGUGAAGAAAUGCAAGAAGACCAGAUGUGCACAACCUGCGAGACCCGCGCCUUGUCAAAGCGGCAGGCGACCUGGGGAAGAUGAAGAGGCGCAAGCUUCCAAUUUGGAGAACGGCGACCCCGUGUGCGGGGCUUGCCGAUGCAUGUUCUCCCGAGAAGUGUGGGCCACCGCCGCCCAGAAGCGUCUUGUGUGGGUCUCAGUGGACUUGGUUACGCUGUCGCUGGCCCUCCACCCAACACUCUGA